UCUGCUCUGCCCAUCCUCAUACCUCUCCGAGGUGCUGAGUCUGGAGAGCCGAGCUCCGAGUGUGCAAGCACCACCGAUAAAUUAGAGCCAGCAAGAUGGCGAUUGCGCGACUCAUUGCUUGUUUUGCUCUUUAUUCCAGCAUACGCCACAUUCCUUCAUCACUCGGGGUAAUCCUCCGAACCACAGACAAGAUUGUGUGGGCAAAUGAAUUUGAACCCAUCGAAUUGACCUGUUUGAUAGAGUCAAUCUCAACAAACAACCCAAGGAUUGAAUGGAAAAAGAUUAAAAAUGGUGUCCCCAGUUAUGUGUACUUUCAAAACAGGAUAGCAGGGGACUUGGAGCACAGAGCACAGCUCAGAGAACCAGCAAACAUUCUGAUCUUUAACACCAGCCGGUCAGACACCGCAGAGUACCGGUGUGAGGUCGCCGCCAUCGACGACCAAAGGGACUUUGAUGAGAUACUUAUUAGUCUUGCAGUAAGAGUGAAACCGGUCGUGCCGCGGUGCAGUGUGCCAGUGGCGGUCACAGUUGGGACGUCCUCUGAGCUGCGCUGUCUGGAGAACGAGGGCUUCCCUCCCCCCCAGUACAGCUGGUUCCACAACAACGAGGAGCUUCCUCAUGACCCCAAGAGCAGCCCCAAGUUCGUCAACUCGUCCUACACCAUAAACCCCGACACUGGAGGCCUGAAAUUCCGCCGGGUGAGGAAGGAGGAUGCGGGGGAGUACUACUGCCAGGCAAAGAAUGACGCAGGACAUGCACAGUGCCCCCCCCAAAUGAUGGAAGUCUAUGACGUCGAUAUUUUCGGGAUUUUCCUGAAGGCGUCUGCUGCUCUGGCUGCAGUGAUCUGUGUGACUGUGGGACUCUGUCAUGCCCACAAACAUGGGUGCUUCUCUAGCAAAGACCACACUGAAAAUAACUACAAACUGCCAGCACAGGAUGAUGGUGUUGACUAUGGUGAUGCGGACGAGGGCCAUUUCCGUCACAAAUCAUCAUUCAUCAUUUGACAGCUAAGAAGGGGUGAGAAGAAAAGGAACAUGCUUUGGUUAAACUGCAACAAUGAUCCACAUGAUAGAAUCGGAGGUGUAAAAUGGCACAUUAUUCUCUGAUGCACAUCAAAAUCAAAUCAACCAACUUGCCAAAGUAAUUUUCUGACUUUUUGUUUGGCAUUAGCCUAUUUCGUUUCUUUUCUUUUUUUUCUUUUUUUUUUACAAUGUAACACAAGUGUUUUACUUUGUUAGAGUUCAUUUCCAUCAGUGACGUCUUGAAUACUUGUGUUGAUUUUAGUUCCUUCACUUGUUACUUAUUGUUUUUUAUCGCACAACAAUAACAUUUCCAAGCUGUGACAUUUGAUCUCUGGCCCAUACUCUUGUUGUAAAAGAUGCUGGAAGUGACAUUCCUUCACGGUUUUUGGACAAAUCCUCUUUUUUAACUCUUAAACUUUCUACUCUAAACACAACUUCUUUUACAAAAAAAUGUUUUACAUUGACUUUGAUCAUAAGAUAAAGGCGUCCUGUGUUCAUGUGGAGAAAGGUUGAAACUUGUUUUGUAUAUACUGUAGCUAGACAGGCAAUAAGUAGCAUACUCCAAAAGGCUGUGGAGCUCAGACUCAUAAGGCACAAUUUAUCAGCCUUUCUACUAGAAACAGGUGAUGACAAGUCCACCUGAGUAAGAAAUAACGAGUGAAUUUGAAUACUGUAUAUCCCAUUAUGCUGCAAUUCAAUUAUGUAAUAUAAAGUGGGUAAAGUCUGAUUUUUAGAGUGAUGUUUCUGUGUAUAAGUGACCUUCUGUGCUUUACUAAUUAUUUUGUGAAUAUUGGACAUAUUGUCCAGUUUUGAUUCAGUAUUAAAUGUAUAUAGAUACAUUUCCUUUUCCUUUUUUUUUUUUUUUUUUUUUUUUAAAUCUUUUAAUUUUAAUACAUCAACACACCAUACCCUCCUGUAAAUACGGCAAUAAAACUGUUUGUUGGAGAUAAAUUUACAGUAUUUACUGUCUGGUGUGUAUCUACAGUGUUGACCUUGUCAGUUUCUUAUCAACAGCAGUAUAUACUUUCAGACGUUAGUAUCAGUGUUUUCAUUAGAAUGAUUUGUGUAAUAACUCAGGAACUGUUGUAAAGUGUCCACUGUUCAUUUGAUAUUAAC
Myripristis murdjan (pinecone soldierfish) is the source of this 2138-nucleotide messenger RNA. It is a transcript of the gene jam3a, whose product is annotated as junctional adhesion molecule 3a. NCBI's taxonomy places the organism in Eukaryota, Metazoa, Chordata, Actinopteri, Holocentriformes, Holocentridae. Gene Ontology annotation, biological process: cell-cell adhesion; cell migration. Gene Ontology annotation, molecular function: integrin binding; protein heterodimerization activity; protein homodimerization activity. The transcript has 9 exons. The record is from RefSeq and is a predicted model, not a curated record. Gene Ontology annotation, cellular component: plasma membrane; cell-cell contact zone; protein complex involved in cell adhesion. The coding region runs from base 96 to 1004 and encodes 302 amino acids.